ACAGGUAAAUAUGUUUUCAUAUUCAGAAAUAGUCGUUUUCUUUCGCUGAGAACCACGUGUUCGUUGUUUAUUGUUUGGUGACGCCUCUAAGUCUGAGGUGCAGAAAGAAUAUUUGUAGGGUCAUUGAUUAGCUGUCGUAUUGAGUUUGAAAAGGAGUUCAUCUUUCCUGAAGCGAACGACCUAAGCACUCGAAUGAAAGAGGUUUCUGCCUCAGGAGGAAUGCUGAGGAGCCUUGUUGAGGUUUAGCACCGAGGACACGAGAGGAGAAGGAGAAAGAGAGAGAGAGAGACCUUGAAACCACCAUGAGAAGGCGAAGAAGAUUCUGCUGUUGUUUCUCUGGCCUUUCUCAACGACGACACCGCUAGGAUCCAGCCAACCUGUUUCCUGGGCAAGCCACUGAACUAAACGUCAAAACCAAAAAUCCUUUUCGAGCUGUUUUUGGACCAAGUUACUGGGUGUCUCAACGAGGUUGGGCCAUUGCUCAUAUAGGCCUUGAAAUUCCUGGUUAAUGGCUGAGGGCCCACAAACUCUCGUCAAGGACUAAGAAGACGCCUUAGUGGUUUCAUGAAAACUGACCAGACCAGCAAGCAGAUCAGAAGGUGAGUGAGUGUGUGAGUGAGCGAUUCGACUUUAGUGCCUGAUUGGAACAAAAUGGAACCAAUUGUCACAGCCAGUAUUUGUGAGGUGAUCUCUGUCGUGAGGAGUCUGGUAUGAUGAUGGACCAUAAAGUGCUAGACAGAAACGCAUUGCUCAAUCCACCACCAGCGAACAACACGUGCCAGCCAUGUCCUUCAAGCCUUCCGACGUCCAUCCUUUUUUGUUUGGGGGUGUGGCCUCAUGUAUGGCCGAGGCCGUCACCUACCCGAUUGAUACGGCCAAGACCCGUCUCCAACUUCAGGGCCAGACAAUUGACCGGCGAUACCAACACCGCUUGUAUACCGGUCUCUUUAAUUGCUGGAAACGGAUCGUGCAAGAGGAGGGCGUGGCACGCCUCUAUCACGGCCUGUCGCCGGCCCUGUUGCGACAAGCCGUGUACGGUACGGCCAAGUAUGGCCUCUACUACUCCAUCAAGGACUGGAUCCCUGGGGAGGAAUCAAACGUGAAGAAUGUUGCAUGCGCAAUUAUGGCCGGUGGCGUCUCCAGCGCCAUUGCCAACCCUACAGAUGUCCUCAAAGUCAGAAUGCAAUCGCAGAUUGCGCUUGUCAAAGGCUCGUCCCUAGUAGAAGGAUUCCGGGACAUCUACUUCAAAGAGGGGCUCAAGGGUCUGUGGCGCGGGAUGGUGCCCACAGCCCAACGGGCAGCCGUCGUGGCCGGGGUCCAAUUACCCGUGUACGACUUCGCCAAGUUGUUCUUUCUGCGGAAUGGUUUGCUCGACAAUGACUCGAGUAAUCACUUGAUCUCCAGUUUCUGCGCUGGCCUGGCCGCUUGCCUCGUGUCUUCUCCGGUAGAUGUGAUACGAACCCGUUUCAUGUCCCAGCGGUGCUAUGAGACAAAGAUCUACAAAUCCUCGUUUCAAUGCGGGUUCAUGACGGUGAAGAACGAAGGUCUGCGCGCUCUCUACAAAGGUUUUGUGCCCGCCUUCAUGCGCAUGGGGCCUUGGAAUAUUAUCUUCUUCCUGGUCUACGAGCAGCUGACGCGUAGCUUUACUCAACCUCCAAGCUCACUCAUCAAAAAGACAUAAUAAUGCCACUCGUGUAUCCUUAUUCUGCUACUCACAUUUCUCAAUUACAUUAUUCACAUCUCGGAUAUGUAUUACAUCCUUACAUUUAUUUUUGAGAUAAAAAUAAAUAACAUUUGAGUUGCUA
Tigriopus californicus is the source of this 1805-nucleotide messenger RNA. It is a transcript of the gene Bmcp, whose product is annotated as kidney mitochondrial carrier protein 1-like. Lineage: Eukaryota; Metazoa; Arthropoda; Copepoda; Harpacticoida; Harpacticidae. The record is from RefSeq and is a predicted model, not a curated record. Gene Ontology annotation, cellular component: mitochondrial membrane. The transcript has 2 exons. The coding region runs from base 785 to 1681 and encodes 298 amino acids. Gene Ontology annotation, biological process: mitochondrial transport.